Myripristis murdjan (pinecone soldierfish) is the source of this 3118-nucleotide messenger RNA. It is a transcript of the gene kif17, whose product is annotated as kinesin family member 17. Gene Ontology annotation, biological process: microtubule-based movement. The coding region runs from base 1 to 2463 and encodes 820 amino acids. Lineage: Eukaryota; Metazoa; Chordata; Actinopteri; Holocentriformes; Holocentridae. The transcript has 14 exons. Gene Ontology annotation, molecular function: microtubule motor activity; microtubule binding; ATP binding. The record is from RefSeq and is a predicted model, not a curated record.
AUGGGGUCUGAGGCGGUGAGGGUGGUGGUCAGGUGCCGGCCCAUGAAUGACAGAGAGAAGGCUCUCAGCUGUAAGAUGGUGCUGUCCAUGGAUGUGCACCACUGCCAGUGUUUCAUUGAGAAGCCCGGGGCGACGGAUGAGCCCCCCAAACAGUUCACCUUCGACGGCACCUACUUCAUCGAUCAAACCACCGAGCAGAUGUACAAUGAGAUCGCCUAUCCUUUGGUUGAGGGUGUCACUGAGGGAUACAAUGGCACCAUUUUUGCCUACGGACAAACUGGAAGUGGUAAGUCUUUCACCAUGCAAGGGGUGUCCGAGCCUGCCACGCAGAAGGGGGUCAUACCACGAGCCUUUGAGCACAUCUUUGAGAGUAUUCAGUGUGCAGAAAAUACAAAAUUCCUGGUGAGGGCAUCCUACUUGGAGAUUUACAAUGAAGAAAUCAGAGACCUUUUAGGAAGUGACACCAAACAGAGAAUGGAGCUGAAAGAGCACCCAGAGCGUGGAGUGUACGUGCGCGACCUCACCAUGCAGACGGUGCACAGUGUGGGGGAGUGCGAGCAGAUCAUGGAGCAAGGCUGGAAGAACCGGGCGGUGGGCUACACUCUGAUGAACAAAGACUCCUCCCGCUCCCACUCCAUCUUCACCAUCCACCUGGAGAUCUGCAGCACCGAUGUGGCCGGUGAGGACCACCUUCGAGCAGGUAAACUCAACCUGGUGGACCUGGCGGGCAGCGAGCGUCAGUCUAAAACCGGUGCCACAGGCGAGCGCCUCCGUGAGGCCACCAAGAUCAACUUGUCCCUCUCGGCUCUGGGCAACGUCAUCUCCGCCCUGGUGGACGGACGCUCCAAAUACGUCCCCUACCGGGACUCCAAGCUGACCCGGCUCCUGCAGGACUCCCUGGGGGGGAACACGCGCACCCUGAUGGUCGCAUGUCUCUCUCCUGCAGACAACAACUAUGAAGAGAGCUUGAGUACACUGCGCUAUGCCAACCGGGCCAAGAGCAUCCAGAACAGGCCUCGUAUCAACGAGGACCCCAAGGACGCUCUUCUUCGACAGUACCAGGAGGAGAUCAAGAAGUUACGCGCCCUCAUCUCUGGCCAGCUGGGCGCUGCCAACAUUUCAUCUCUGCUGGCUGGUCAGGUGUCUGAGGUUUCCCCUGCUGUCCUCUCAAGGCCACAGUCUACCACAGAGGCAGAGAAGGAGAAGAUUAAAGAGGAGUAUGAGGAGAAGCUGGCCAGGCUGCAGGCUGAGUAUAAUGCAGAGCAGCAGUCCAAGGCCAGGCUCCAGGAGGACAUUGCUGCCCUGCGCUGCUCCUAUGAAUCCAAGCUGUCUAAUGUGGAGAGUGCCAGAGCCAGUAGGGGGAGCUCUGUCCCAAAGAAUGAGAACUCCAGUGAUGUGACCCAAGUCCAGGACGAAGAGCUCUGCCUCAGCACUGAUCCCUUGUGCCAUACUAUUGAGGAGCCGCCCCCGACCAAGCCUGCAGUAGCUGGUACUGUGCUGAGUGUCCAGAGGGGGCCAGAGGGAGAGGGCCACAAAGAGUCAUCUGCCGUCCCCAUACCAGGCCCUCUGGACCAGAAACAUGCCCUGGAGAGGCUGCAGCAGCUGGAGCAGGAGGUGGUCGGAGGAGAGCAGGUCAGGAACAAGGAGCUGCAGCAGAGACACCAGCAGAGGAAGAGCCUGGCUGACCAGAGGAAGAUGCAGCUCAUCCAGGCCCUGUCGGAGAACAGCGAGGAGAGCGAGAACGUGCUGCUCAACGUCUAUGACUCCAUCCAGGAGGAGGUCCGCUCCAAGAGCCAAGUCCUGACCAAGAUCCAGGGCAAGCUGAAAGCAGCCAAGCUGGAGAUCCGUGAUCUGCAGGCAGAGUUUGCGGAGGAGAGGAACGACUACCUGGCCUCCAUCCGCCGGCUGGAGAGGGAGGGCCAGCUGCUGCACGGCCUGCUGGAGCGUAUGGCGCCCCUGGUGCGCCGUGACUGCAACUACAGCAACGUGGACCGCCUGAAGAAAGAGGCCGUUUGGGAUGAGGACAGCGCCACCUGGAGGCUGCCUGACGUGAUGGUGCAGAAAACAUCACUGCCUUCAGCUGUGGCUCCCCUUGCUGCAAGACUCCCAGCAGGCAGAGGCUCAGCUGCUGAUACUGGAGAGGUGUGUCAGGUGGAGGAGGACAGGUAUAAGGAGAUGCUGGACCGCAGUGACAGUGAAAAUAUAGCCAGCAGCUACUUCAAGUCAAAGAGAGCCAGCCAGCUUCUGGGAGGAGACGCCACCAAGGCACUUGCCGUCCACACUCCUCGUCUGGUCAACGGGACGGCCCACCUAACUAUGAGCGGCUCCAACAUGAGCCCGCCCGUCAGCUCGGAGUCGGUCCUGCCACGCCCCUUCCGCCUGGAGUCACUGGGCCUCCCAGUGUCCAACGGCAAGGUGAAGCGCAAAAAAAGCAAAGCUCACAUCUUUUAUGACGGGAACUAAAAGGACUGUGGAUUCUCAUGUUCUACCUACUUUUUUUCCUGCCACUUUCUCAUCGAUUUUUGACUUUAAAGACUGUGGUGUGAUCAAUCAAGUAUAAAUUAUUAACUGCUGAAUAUUUGAUAACAGGGUGCCGCGGAGGCUCACCUUAUAGAUUGUGUUCCAUGUAAUACUAAGGCUAAACUGCAGCAGCCUGGGUUUGAAUCUGGUCCAGACUCUGCUGCCUAAUGUCUAAUAAAUAUCUAAUAAACAGAAAUGCUCAAAAAGUAAUCUUUAAAAGAAAAACAAUAUUUGAUAACCACAGCACAUCAGCAGUAUAGGCAGUAGGCACUUUUCAUGGAUAUUUGAAUCCAGCCAUUUAAUGUGUUUAUAAAUCACAUUUUGAAUGUUUUUUUUUUUUUCUCCCCAAAACAUAAUCGUACCUAUGGCACUACCUAUUGCCACCAUGUGAUGUUUGUACAAUGCUUCUAAUUUUGUGAUACAUGUACUGUGUGAUUUUGAGUUAAAAAAAAAAAAAAAAAAAAAAGAAUGCACUGUUUUCUAGUUUCCAAUAUCUUUUGCUGCUGAUGGUGAUGAACUGCAAGUGUUAACAUAUUACAUUUCAGAAAUCCCUGCUCCAUUUACAUUUCUCUAUGUGGUACUGGCUAAAUCAAAUUAA